ACUAGUGUUGAUGUCCUAACGCGUGCGCUUUUCCAACGAAUUUCACGAAUCCAUUGAAGUCUUCUCUUGACUUUCUUGAUGAUAUGUGGUGUGUGUUAUAAAUUUCCUAGUUUACUUCAUGUUUUGUGUUGGAAUUAACUUUAGUUCAGUGUUUUGUUCGAUUUGGAAGUGAAGCGAUCACCCUGCACCACAGCUACACAAGAUAUGAAAUAGCAGCACUGUUCCACCAACUACAAGACUAAAUACGACAUUAAGAGCUUCAAUUCUAACUUGGCACCGUCCUACCAAUAGAGCCACUAAAAUGGAUCGUUCUUGACGACGGCGUCGAACUAUUGGGACUGGCGCUAUAAAAUGUCCCGUCUGUCUCAAUUCUACACCGUUGAGGUGGGCGACACCAAAUUCACCAUUCUGAAGAGGUACCAAAAUCUGAAACCGAUCGGCUCAGGAGCACAAGGAAUCGUCUGUUGUUGCUUGUUCUAAUUUCGGUUUAUGUUAUUUGUGUUGUGGUUUUCUUAAAAAUUAAAUUAGUGCACGAUGGCCAGACCCGGAUUUACAAAGCACAUAUUUGGAGAUACAGAAUUUUGGGUUCCGGAUCAUUACAUUAAUUUGGAACCCAAGGGAGGUGGGGCACAAGGGUUAGUUUGCGCCGCUGUUGAUACUGAAACACAACAAAAUGUAGCGAUUAAGAAAUUGAGUAGGCCCUUUCAAAAUGUGACGCACGCUAAAAGGGCGUAUCGCGAAUUCAAGCUCAUGAAAUUAGUUAAUCAUAAAAAUAUUAUCGGACUUUUGAACGCUUUCACGCCUCAAAGGUCCUUAGAAGACUUCCAAGAUGUUUAUUUAGUGAUGGAAUUAAUGGACGCGAAUCUAUGUCAAGUCAUACAAAUGGAUUUAGAUCAUGAAAGGAUGAGUUAUCUCCUUUAUCAAAUGCUUUGCGGUAUUAAACAUUUACAUUCAGCUGGUAUUAUACAUAGGGAUCUCAAACCAAGCAAUAUUGUAGUUAAAUCAGAUUGUACAUUGAAAAUUUUAGACUUUGGUCUUGCACGUACUGCUGGUACUACUUUUAUGAUGACUCCAUACGUGGUCACUAGAUAUUACAGAGCGCCAGAAGUUAUCUUAGGUAUGGGAUAUACGGAAAAUGUGGACAUUUGGAGCGUCGGAUGUAUCAUGGGUGAGAUGAUAAGAGGAGGAGUCUUAUUUCCUGGUACUGAUCACAUAGACCAAUGGAAUAAAAUCAUAGAACAACUGGGUACACCAUCGCAACAAUUCAUGAUGCGUUUGCAACCAACUGUUCGCAACUACGUCGAAAAUCGGCCCCGUUUCACGGGCUUCCCCUUCGACAAGCUCUUCCCCGAUGUGCUGUUUCCCUCCGACAGCAGCGAACACAAUCGACUGAAAGCGAGUCAAGCGAGAGAUUUACUAUCCAGGAUGCUUGUAAUCGAUCCAGAACGCAGGAUAUCGGUCGACGAUGCACUUCUUCAUCCAUACAUCAACGUCUGGUAUGACGAACUAGAAGUGAAUGCGCCCGCACCAGGACCCUACGAUCAUAGUGUCGAUGAAAGAGAACACACUGUCGAACAAUGGAAGGAACUUAUCUACCAAGAAGUUAUGGAAUAUGAAAGUUCGCGCGGAAGAGGCGCCUCCAGUUCACAACCGAGUCCCGCAUCUAAUUCUAUUGAGCCAAAUGGGACGGAUUCAAUGCGGUAGAAAAGGAUUUGAGAUAUAAAGCACAAGCUGCAAUUUAAGCUAGUCUAAACUAUUAUUGAAAAUAUUACUGAUAUAAAGCCCACCAUUAACUAGAUACCGAACAGACAGAGAGUCUAGUGAGCUGUGUUUGUUAUUGACGACAGUGAGUAUAAGACUACACACGGGUCCCUUUUUUCUAUCAACCGGAACAUUAUAAUAUAUCCUUAAUCAGUAUGUGUGAUAUGAUAACUUAAGACUAAUUUGUAUUUGAAUCGUUUUGUUUUUCCAAACUUGUUUUUUUAACGAAAUAAAUAACGUAUUUUUCCAAGAUACAGAUAUACGAAGCAUUGUUUGAAAGAACGUCGUUUUUAGACAAUCAUUCAGUUCGUUCGGUUUCCAUUGAAAAAUACAAAUUAGUAAUGAAUGUAUAACAAAAUAAUCAAUAUUAGGUAGUACCUAGUUAUUAUUGAUUAUUAUCGAUAGUUUUGUUUUUUUUAAUAUUAUUUAUUUUUUCUUCUGUCAAAUGCAAAUUUGCAAUAUUUUUUCUAACGUUAGGUAUAACUUAUUUUUGCUCUUUUUCAAAUUUUAUAGUUAUAUAUAGACAUAAAUAGAAUUAGCGACUAUAACCAUUUGAAAUUAAGGUAGGAACAUCAAAUUGUUUACAUAAUUUGCAAACAAAUUGUGUGAAACUAGCGAAAAACAAUUACAAUAACUUUAUGUACUUGUGAACAUCCGAUCCAAAAAAAAUGUAAAAAGUGACAAUUAGUGAAUUUUAUAGGUGGACUUUUUAUUGUUGAUUACCAUUUUGUUGUGUUUUUUGGACGAUAAGUUUCUUUAUUUAUUCGUGCAAUGUAUGAACGUCACUGGCGUUUUCAUUUUUGUUUUAUUAUUAAUUUUUUUAUUGUGAUUAAAUCGUGAAUGUGCAAAGACUUUUAAAGGAAAAAAAAUUAACUCAAGUCGAGUUGUGUAGUGGUUUGUUUGUUUAAUUUAUUUUUAUUUUUUACAUAAUAAUUUAUUAAGAUGGCAGUUUUUUCCUUUCUCUCUUUCAUAAAAAUACUGUAAAUACCUUCUCAAUUAGACUUACUUAAUUUUUCGACUUUCCACUUAUCCUUAAAUAAAAAACAAAACGUUUUAAGCGUAGACAACAAAUUGCAAAUCGGUAGAAUGUUUUCGUGGUUUUCGUGUUGGUGAUGUUGGGAUCACCUUUUAUUCAGUUCUUGUUCUUUUUCGAAUAACACAGACUAGUGUUUUACCGGUUUACAACAGGAUUAUUAUAUCACGUUUAGUAAUUUGUAGUAUACAUACAAUGCUUGUAUUGUUCUGCUUUGUAAAUAAACAAAGUAAACUGA
This is a messenger RNA of Tribolium castaneum (red flour beetle), 3032 nucleotides long. RefSeq names its product basket (gene bsk). Gene Ontology annotation, cellular component: cytoplasm; nucleus. The record is from RefSeq and is a predicted model, not a curated record. The transcript has 11 exons. Gene Ontology annotation, biological process: JNK cascade; protein phosphorylation. The coding region runs from base 535 to 1704 and encodes 389 amino acids. Gene Ontology annotation, molecular function: ATP binding; JUN kinase activity. NCBI's taxonomy places the organism in Eukaryota, Metazoa, Arthropoda, Insecta, Coleoptera, Tenebrionidae.